Messenger RNA from Callithrix jacchus (white-tufted-ear marmoset), 12417 nucleotides. The record is from RefSeq and is a predicted model, not a curated record. NCBI's taxonomy places the organism in Eukaryota, Metazoa, Chordata, Mammalia, Primates, Cebidae.
CCAGCCUGGCACAUGGAGACAGAGCAAGACUGUCUCAAAAAAAAAAGUUUUAAAACUUUAGGUCCAGCACGGUGGCUCACACAUGUAAUCCCAGCACUUUGGGAGGCUGAGAUGGUCAGAUCACCUGAGGUCAGGAGUUUCAGACCAGCCUGGCCAACAUGGCUAAACCCCAUCUCUACUAAAACAUACAAAAAUUAGGCCGGGCACAGUGGCUCAUGCCUGUAAUCCCAGCACUUCGAAAGGCCGAAGCAGGCAGAUCAUGAGGUCAAUAGUUCGAGAUCAGCCUGGCCAACAUGGUGAAACCCUGUCUCUACUAAAAAUACAAAAAUUAGCUGGGUGUGGUGGCGCAUGCCUGUAGUCCCAGCUACUCAGGAGGCUGAGGCUUAAACCUGGGAGGCUGAGGUUUGCAGUGAGCCAAGAUUGGGCCACUGUACUCCAGCCUGGAUGACAGAGUGAGACUGUCUCAACAACAACAAAAAAGCUAAAAUUAAUUCAUUGAUUAUAUUCAAUGCCCUCUGAUACUUUGUAUUCUGUCUCCUGUUUUGGUGAGGGGCCUGAUAAAUUGAUUUUGGACUGACCAUUUUAAAAAUACCACCCUAAAGCCAAAGGUUUCUGUUUGGAAAUAAGCAGAUAAGGUACCCAUAUGUGUUUAUAGACUCUGAAGGAGAAACUAGUCAAAAGCAAUCAAUUACUCAACAGAUGAAACUUAGAACUAGCUAUAGCCUAAACUUUAAAUGAUCGUCUGUAAACAUGUUAAACUGAGAAAACCCAAAUCCAAAUAAAGUUACCAGGACAGUAAGAAUGACAUGAAUGAUAACUGUAACAUAAUUAAAUGUAUUGUAACCCAGUGAACAGUGUUGUCAGAUGAAGACAAUGUACUGGGGGAGAAAAAAAAGGGUGACAGGGCAAGACUGUCUCAAAAAAGUAAAAUCAUGAAAAAUGGAAUUAAAAGAUAAGAAGAAAAAAAUAAACUUUAUUUUCAACAUAAGCUCCAUCAAGUUCAAGACACAUCCCUAAGCCAUGACACCAGCCAUUUCACCCAUCCCUAAAGAACUUAAGGUCUUUGGAAUUUAAGCAAGUCAGUGCAGUGUUUUUUUGUUUUGUUUUGUUUUACAUGAUUAAUUGAAGAAAAAUAGGAGUCCUUUAAGGAUUUUUUUCUUUCUUUUUUCUCUUUUUUUUUUUUUUUUUGCGAGACAGAGACCCGCUCCAUCACUCAGGCUGGAGUGCAGUGGGGUGAUGUUGGCUUACUGCAACCUCCUCCUCACAGGUUCAAGUGACUCUCCUGCCUCAGCCUUCCUAGUAGCUGGGAUUACAGGUGUGGACCACCACACCCAACUAGUUUUGUAUUUUUAGUAGAGACGGAAUUUCACCAUGUUGACCAGGAUGGUCUCGAUCUCUUGACCUCGUGAUCUACCCACCUGGGCCUCCUAAAGUGCUGGGAUUACAGGCGUGAGCCACCUUGCCUGGCCUGUUUCAUCUCUUUUACAAGUCUUCAAAGAAACGCUUCAGCAUCUUGAUCCCACAUGUUUAAAAUUUCCAUUGAAUGUUCUGCUCUUAUCUGUGGCUGCUUUGGACACAGACCUCCUAAGCUAGGGCAAGAGAGGUGGAAGAUACUAUCCAUCUCCCUUUGCCUACUCAACAGACUUCAACUUGGAUCGGAGAAAAAUAGGUUUUCAACAUCCCUUACCUGCCACUGAGGAAGUUUUGGCACCUAUUGAGUGGAAAGUUUGCUCAACUUUAAUUCUUUUCAGUCAGAAUUGUGUAAACUGAACCAACUGAGAUAUCUACGAUGGUGGCUGUUGUUUUUGCUAUUAAUCAUCAGCCUCUUCAGUUAUGGCACAAACGAGAUUAAUUUUUUCCUUGCAAAUUGAUGUAGAUGGUCUGCUGCUUUAGGUUUCUUCUUCAACACCUUAUCCCUUCUUACAAUCAGUUAUCCAUUUGUAAACUGCUGAUUUUGUUGGGACAUUGUCCCCGUAAACUUUGGAUAAAGCUCAGUGAUUUCAUAAUUCUUCCACCUAAAUGUUAUCAUAUAUUUAAUGUUUGUUCUUGCUGCAGUUUUAGCAGAAUUCAUGUUGCUCUGAUGGGGGCUCUUUUCAAACUGAUGUCUUAUCCUUUUUAGUGCCUCAAACUAGAUCCUGUUCAGAUACAUUAUAAAAAGUUAGUAUGAGUAUAUUUUGGUGCAAAAAAAAAUUGAAGUCCAGGGAUAGUUUUUUUCAUUUUAUACAUAUAUAUUUUUAUGAGAUGGAGUCUUACUCUGUGACCAAAGCUAGAGCAGAGUGAUGUGAUCUCAGCUCACUGCAACCUUCACCCCCCAGGUUCAAGCAAGUCUCCUGCCUCAGCCUCCCACGUAGCUGGGAUUAUAGGCAUCUGCCACCACGCCUGGCUAAUUUUUGUAUUUUUAGUAGAGAUGGGGUUUCAUCAGGCUGGUCUUGAACUCCUGACCUUGUAAUCCACCUGCCUCAGCCUCCCAAAGUGCUGGGACUACAGGUGUGAGCCACCAUGCCUGGUAUAAUAUACAUUUUCUAUGAACUUUUUGAAGACCUCUCAUAUAUCACAGCAGACUAGGGCCAGAUCCUGCAGUUAGGUGGGCCGUGGCCCAAAUCUAGUCUUACUAUAUCAUCACCCAAGUCAUGAACCGUCUCUGAGUCACAGUUUCCUCAUCUUUCAAGUGGGGUUAAUACUCUAUCUCAUAAGGUUGUUUUGUGAUUGACACAUGUAAAGUUCUUGGUACAUAGUAGGGUUUCAAUAGACACAAUGAUUAUUGUAAACUAAGUAAGUUGUAGCUAACCUCUAUACUUUUGACCCCCAGCUAAAUACAAUACAUGACUUCUAUUAUAUAUCCAUUCAACAAAUGUUCAUUGGACACCUCUCAUGUGCCAACUAGAUGCUGGGAAUAUAAUGGUGAGCAAGAUGGUCGCUGUUUGUACUGUCACAGGCCUUAAAGGCCAGUGGCAGAGAGACAAGCAGGCAACUAGAAGACAGUGUGGGAAGGGCUCUGACAGAGAAGGACACCCCUCCAUACAGCCAGACGCCCAGGCAAUGCACAGAUAGGUCAGAUGUUCUGAGAAAGAAAUGAUUUGGGACCACUUUAAAAGCUCCUGGAGGUAGGCAGAACAUAACACAUAAAGGAACACACAUACAUAAUGAGAGAACUCGAGUAGUGACUGAGACCUGGCACGCAAUACAGAGCAGCUCUGCCUUAUCUCCAGAGCUCGUUGACUACAAAUGAGAUUUGCCAGGACACUAUUCAUUAAAACAAUCAUAUUAUGAUGGAAUAACCUGAGGGCCUCAGCCUUUCAUAUGAAGGGAUUUUACCUCCAGUAAUAUCUGGGGACACUUGGCAACGUCUAGAGGCAUCGUUUAUUGUUAUGACUAAGGGGAGAAAGGGUGUAUUCAUGGCAUCUAGUGGGUAGAGGCCAGGGAUGCUGCUUAAUAUCCUGCAAUGGCUUUUCACAAUAAAGAAAUAUUUGGUCCCAAAUGUCAAGAGUGCUGAGAUUAAGAGGUGCUGUCUAGAGGAACUACUAAACAAAACUAGAACUGUGCCUGCACAGUGGCUUACAUCUAUAAUCCCAGCUCUUUGGGAGGCUGAGCCAGGCAGAUCACCUGAGGUCAGGAGUUCAAAACCAGCCUGGCCAACUUGGUUAAACCCCAUCUCUACUAAAAUACAAAAAUUAGCCAGGUGUGGUGGCGCACGCCUGUAAUCCUAGCUGCUCAGGAGGCUGAGGUGGAGGAUCGCUUGAACCCGGGAAGCAGAGACAGCAGUGAGCCAAGAUUGCGUCCCUGCACUCCAGCCUGUGUGACAGAGCGAGACCCUGUCUGAAAACAAAAACAAAAAAUUAGAACUAAAGCAAACGAUUUAAUCUUCCUAAAGACAUGAGGACAAUAGACUGUUUUAAUCUUUGUACAUGAAAGAGCUAUGCAUCCUCACUGGGCCUCAGUUUCCUAAUCUGAGAAACGAGAUUAUUGGAUUAGAUAAUGUAGAAAGUUCUUUCCAGCUGGAAAAAAAUAUAUAUGAGUCAAAUAUACUUAAAGGAUUAGAAUGCAGGCUGGGCAUGGUGGCUCAUGCCUGUAAUCCCAGCACUGUGGGAAGCCAAGAUGGGAGGACCACUUGAGCUCAGGAGUUCAAGACCAGCCUGGGCAACAUAGCGAAACUGCAACUGUACAAAAAAAAUACAAAAAUUAGCUGGGUAUGGUGGCGUACCCGGUGGUCAGCUACUCGGGAGCCUGAAACUGGAAGAUCGCUCAAGUCCAGGAGGUCGAAGCCGCAGUGAGCUGAGACUGCACCACUGCACUCCAUCCUGGGCAACAGAAUGAGACCCUGUCUCAAAAAAAUAAAUAAAUUAAUUAACAUGGACUACAAGAUUGAGGGGAUGAUGGUCAGGUCAGUCCAAGUGCUAGUCUGUCUGUAUCUCCUCACCUUCAAACUUCCUGGAGUCAAGGGCUGAGUCCUUUCAUCAAAAAUACUUCUGUAUGGAGCUCCCACUAUGGGCAGGCACUGUGCUAGGUGUUAGAGGAGUGCAAAGAAUGAGGGGGAUAGAACAAGCAAGGAUAGCUAUGAGACCAGCACUAAUGACAGAAAGAACACCAAUGUUAAUUGAGUACAUACAUGUCAGACACAAGGAGAGGCACUCAGUAUACUUUCCUCAGUCCUCACUGCAUUUUAUUAAGUAUGCCUAUUUCUCAGGCAAGGAAACUGAAGCUCAGGAAGGCUAAGCAGCUUUUCCAGAAUCAGACAAUGAUUGGUGGAAGCUGGAGAAGCACCCCACCCCCCCAGCCUGUUUACUCCAACUCUUGAAUCUUUUCUAACAACUAUUGCCUAGUGCCAAAAGAGUACGCAAAGAGCUCUUACAGUCUCUUUGCUGUAAAAGAGGAAGGAGGGAGAUAGCCCAACCUGGAGAGAAAACAAGAGAGAUUUCCUGGGCAGGGAGACACGCGAAUCAUUAUUUAUUUGGUUAGUUAGUUUUUAGAGAUGGAGUUUUGCUCUUGUUGCCCAGGCUGCAGUGCAGUGGCGCUAUCUUGGCUCACUGCAACCUCCGCCUCCUGGGUUCAAGCGAGUCUCCUGCCUCAGCCUCCUGAGUAGCUGGGAUUACAGGCAUGCACCACCACACCUGGCUAAUUUUUGUAUUAUUAGUAGAGACACAGUUUUACCAUGUUGGCCAGGCUGGUCUCGAACUUCUGACUUCAAGUGAUCCACUCGCCUCGGGCUCCCAAAGUGCUGGGAUUACAGGCAUGAGCCACUGUACCCGACCCUAAUUCUUUUAGAUACCGUCUUACUAACUCUCUUCUUCAGCAUAUAGAACCUGACACAUCAGCAGAGAAUCUAAAACAAAUCAUAGCCCAUUGCAAUGGCCUUCCAAGGCUGGGUGCAAUUAUUUUGUGAUUCAGAGUUUGACCUGAGAAAAUAUUACUUGAAAGAAGUGGGUUUUAGCUUGGAAAUAUUUUUGUUAUAUAUUACAUUUGUUGUAACAGAAUUUCUGCAGUAGACAGCAAAAUUCCUUGCUAACAAUUGUUCCCCACAAUCCGAUUGUGGGAAGACAGUGAACUAAUAUUUUAGAAACAAAUGUGAAUGUCUCCAUCCCAUAGAGUGUAACCUAGGCCUAAGGUAGCUAUAAUAACUUAUACUUGCUUUUUUUUUUUUUUUUUUAAAUGGGAUCUCACUCUGUCACCCAGAGUGGAUGGAGUUCAGUGGUGCAAUCAGAGCUUACUGCAGCCUCAAACUCGUGGGCUCAACCAGUCACCCCUGCCUCAGUCUCCCAAGUUGCUAGGACUACAGUCGUGUACCACCAUGCCCAGCUAAUUUUCUACUUGCGGUUUUAAUGCUUGAAAAGAGUAUACUGAUUUGUUUAACAGAUAAUCGUGGAGCAUGUGACAUGUAUAGUGUGCUAGUCUCAUGAGAGCAUACAAAGAAAUCUAGCCAGGGAAAUGAAACAUUAAAAGCUAAAUAACAGCCCGGCACAGUGGCUCACGCCUGUAACUCCAGCACUUUGGGAGGCCAAGUGGGGAAGAUCACUCGAGGUUAGGAAUUCAAGACCAGCCUGGCCAACAUAGUGAAAACCUCUCUACUAUUAAAAAAAAAAAAAAUUAGCAGGGCAUGGUGGCAAAUGCCUGUAGUCCCAGAUACUCAGGAGGCGGAGGCAGGAGAAUCUCUUGAACUCAGGAGGUAGAGGUUGCAGUGAGCCGAGACUGCGCCAUUGCACUCCAGCUUGGGCCACAGAAUGGGACUCCAUCUGAAAAUCAACCUAACAAACGAAAAGCUAGAUAGAUAAAGAACAAUGUAAAGUAAUGAUUCUCAGCUGGGGGGAAAUUUUGCCCUAGGAUUUAUUUGGCUGUUUCUGGAGAUAUUUUUGGUCGUCACAACUGGAGGGGUGCUGCUGGCAUCUAAUGAUGCUGCUGCAUCCUGCAAUGCUCUGGGUGACCCCCUACAACAAAGAAUGGUCUAGCUCAAAAGCCAAUAGUGCUGAGCUUGAGAAAUCCUGACAUAAGAAUUACAUGCUCAUCAAGUAGUGCCAACUCCGAGUGUUACAGAAGUUGAAAGAAGAAACCCAACACUAUCAGCUGGAGUAGUCAGGGAAGGUUUUAGAGAGGAGAAAGGAUCGGACUGUUCCAAGAAGAGCUAGGAUUUAGGAAGGGAGGGCGCCUAGAGAGAACAGUCCAAGGAGGGACUAUGGGCAGAGUGCUGGAGGGGAGUGAGUGGGAGGUUUGUGGGGGCAGUGAGCAGGCCGUCCUGGAUGGAGCAUUCUCUCCUCUCCACAGCCUCGAGUGGGUCAGCAGGUGACAUUAUCUCCACAUGACAGAUGGGGAAAACCAAGUCACAGAAAGCUUGAGAGGGGACCGUGUAACUGUCUCGGAGCUGGAGCUAGAGGCCAGUCCACCCAUUACCCAGGCCCAGACCCUUCCCCAGUGUAACCUACUUCACCUGAGCUAUGAGCCCACCCUUUGCUGAUAACAGCCACCAGGAGCCAAGUGGAACCUUCAGGGGCAUCACCUAGACAAAGGCUUUCUUCUGCCCCAAUUCUAGCAGUACUACUCCGGAACCUCAGUGUCUGUUUAUUUGAAAGGACACCCUGUAGAACCUCCAACACACACACACACACACACACACACACACACACACACACACACACACUUCUGAAGAAAUAGAGAGGCAGGUAGAAAAUUGAGUCAUGUUCUGAAGAGCACAGACACAAAGUAUGGAAUACCAGUUAAGAAGAGAAUCUGCUGGUGCAGAAGCCACAGAACAGCCUCUGGCCAGUGAGGCACAGUCUCUGUGAAUGGAGAUGCCAGCAAGCGUGGGAGAGUGGGGGAAGGAGGAGCGGGAGCGGAUGGGUGUUCAGCAUUGCCAGAGCAGGAGCAGUGGGGGAAACCGCACUGGGUAGAGUGAAGGGGUAACUGUAACUGGGAACUUCCCACUCAGACACUCUGAGGAGAUAGAAGAGCAAAGACCGGUGCACGUCUGAAGAGGAGGGAGCAGCCAAGGUCCCUAGGCAACUCUUAACACAACCUCAGUUCCUGAGAGUCCCUUUUGACUGCCGGAGUUCCCUCCUAUCCAUUCAACAUUUAAGGAUCCCGAGGAAAAGCAGCCUCUGGAGCAUGGUCAGAAAAGGUUGGAAAGGAGAAUGAAGGGCAGAAGAAAAGAGCAAGUAACUGGAGGUGUUGUAGGCCAGAAGGGGAUGGAUUUGGGGAAAGAAAGAAGUGGAUUGCCAGGGCUGCCCCGACUCCUGUGGCAGACAUGGAGGAGCUGGGUGAAGUCGGUGGAGAAGGUGCAGCUUGGAAGAGCCAUGCAGGAGGUGAGCUCCAAACCUGGGUCUGUCUUCCCAGCCCUGCCAGCCACCUGUGUCCAAGAGAUGGGAUUCAUGGGAGCAAGCAGGGACCCAGGCACCACCACUGGGACUCUUCUCCCUCACCCCUCCUCAUCCCAGCAGCCCUGGCCUCUAGGGCUGAAAUACAGUAGUCCCCACUGAUACUCAGUUUCACUUUCUGAGGCUUCAGUUACCCGUCGUCAACUGCGAUCCAAAAAUAUUAAAUGGGAAAUUUCAGGAAAAAAGGUCAUAAGUUUUAAGUUGCAAACCAUUACCAGGCGUGGUGGCUCACGCCAGUAAUCCCAACACUUUGGGAGGCUGAGGAAGGAGGAUCACUUGAGUCCAGGAGUUCAACACCAGUUUGGGCAACAUAGUGAGACAUUACCUCUAAAAAGAAAUUUUAAUUUAAUUUAAAAAAAUUAAAUUGCAUGCCAUUCUGAGUAGUGGGACGAAAUCUCACGCCAUCCCGCUCCACCCGCCGGAGAUGUGUAAUCAUCCCUUUGCUCAGUGUAUCCACGCUAUUGCUGCCUGCUUUAGUCACUUAGGUGCCAUCUGGGUUAUCAGAUGGAAAUAACAUAGUAUAUACAGGGUUCAGUACUAUCUGAGGUUUCAGGGAUCCACUGGAGGUCUUGGAAUGUGUGCCCCGAGGAUAAGCCGACCACUGUAAUCUGAAAGCCUGGCUGUGUUUCACCCAGCUGUGCAUGCUUUUGAAUCUCCAGUGAGGCUGAAGGUGGGGGGUAGUGAAGAGCUGGUGCAGUGGUGGAGGUUCUGGUCCAGGAAGCAUCUAGGCCGAGACCAUAGUGAUUCCUCCCACCUACCCUCACAGCUGCUUCUGCACUGGAUUCCCACCAAGACGCCCUUUCUCUCAGCCCCAGUGGAACAGGGGGCACCAAGAGUGUGGCUUUAAGGACAGUGUGCUCACCCUCCCUUGCUUUGAUUUUCAACUAUUUCCUAGCCUGGCCUCAUAAGAAAAAUAUAAGCACUGUGCAGACUGUGCAUUUCUCUUGCCUGGGAGGCCCUGACAUGAUCAGAACCACAACAAACCCCAGCCUUCACCCCAACCCACUCCUGCCUCUCGCCCAGGGCUUGAAAGCAGAGGGACCAGGGUGCUGGUGCUAAUGUGUGGGACCAGAGCAGGCCCCCAUCCUGGUCCCUGCAUUGCCUGGCCUGGAGGAGGUGCUGCUGUGAGUGAUUUUCAGUCUGAAGGGUGCAAGUGGGUCAGAAGACGUUCCAGUCCAUGUUCAGGAGGGCAAUUGGACCCCAAGUUCAAAAAUAGCCCCACCCUCCCUCCUUGUAGCCUAAGCCCCUACCUCUUGGCAGGUCAUAGGUUGCAAGCAGGCUGCUGUGUUUUAGAAUAGAGGGCAGGGAGCAGGGAGGUGUACUGGGGCUUCCUUCUCAAGGUGGGAGGGAGAGAGGAGAAGGGUAGGGUCCCAGCCACAGGACAGAUAGUUCCAGGCCCACCUCACCCUCCAAGCCUUCCUCCGCCCCUAGGCAAAGCUUCCCACUUGCCUGAUCAGUGCAAGGGCACAUCUGGAAGCGACACAUCCCCACCCUACUCCCAGGCCUUGAGACCUGGUUGGUUCUCACAGCUGUUCUCACUUCUUCCUGUCCGACCCACUCAUUCAUUCCGAUGCCUGGAGAGGAAUUCCCUGUGCUCCUGUUUCCACCCGUCAGUCCUCAGGGUGGGUGUGAGUGUGAGUGGACACCCAGGAUUUCCUGCCUGGAGAACUGGGCCUAUUGGUUGAUCCCCAGGCUUCCUACCCUCGGCUUCCAGCCCCAUCUAAUUAAUUACCUGCAGCCAGGAGCUGUAUCCACAGCACUGCCUUCCCCUCCCUCAGGUGCCUCUGCAGCUCAGCCCAGAGCCAACUGCAAAGAGAGGAGGGCAGGCAACACCUCUACUCUCUUGAAGGCACAGAGGUGGGCCUGAUGACCCCAGGCCAUGUGAGAUCUUGUUGGGAGCACAAGAAGCACUCUUCCUGCUCUUUGUCACCCUUCCAUUAUAAGUCCCAUGUGGGUUUUCACUGUAUUCCAUAUCAGGGCUGUGGAACCCUUGACAUAAUCCUACCCUACCUUCCAGGCAGGCCUAAAAGUGAGUGUGUGUGGUGGUGGCAAUGUGCCUGUGUAUGUGUGCUGAUGUGUGUGUGUGGGGGUGUGUGGUGGUAUGUGUGUGGCGGUGGUGUGCUUGUGUGGUGGUAUGUGUGUGUGUGGCGGUGGUUUGUGUGGUGGUGUGUUUGUAUGGAGGGGUGUGUGGUGGUGUGUUUGUGUGGUGGUGUAUGUGGUGCUGUGUGUGUGUGGUGGUAUGUGUGUGGUGGUGUGUGUAUAUGUGUGGUGGUACGUGUGUGUGAUGGUGUGUGUGUAUGUGUGGUGGUAUGUGUGUGGUGGUGUGUGUGUAUGUAUGUGAGGUAUGUGUGUGUGGUGGUAUAUAUGUGUGUGGUGUAUGUAUGUGUGGUGGUGUGUGUAUGUGUGUGUGGUGGUGUGUGUGUGGUGGUAUGUGUGUGUGGUGCUGUGUGUGUGGUGGUGUGUGUAUAUGUGUGGUGGUAUGUGUGUGUGUGGUGGUGUGUGUGUAUGUGUGGUGGUAUGUGUGUGGUGGUGUGUGUGUGGUGGUGUGUGUGUAUGUAUGUGAGGUGGUAUGUGUGUGUGGUGGUAUAUGUGUGUGUGGUGUAUGUAUGUGUGGUGGUGUGUGUAUGUGUGUGUGGUGGUGGGUGUGUGUGUGGUGGUGUGUGUGCAUGUGUGGUGGUGUGUGUGUGUGGUGGUGUGUGUGAGAGAGAGAGUGAGAGAGAGAGAGAGAGAAAGGAUGCCCUAGGGCUUCCUCUCCCUGCAUACACUGGAAAAAGAGAAAAGGAUUUCAUAUCUGCAGUCUUUUUGUUUUGUUUUGGGACAGAAUCUGCCUCUGUUGCCCAGGCUGGAGUGCAAUGGCACAAACACAGCUCACUGCAGCCUCGACCUCACCGGCUCAAAUGAUCCUUCUACCUCAGUCUCCCAAAUAGCUGGGACUACAGGGCACACCACCAUGCCCAAUUAAAAUUUAAAAAACAUUUUUUUUUUUGUAGAGACGGUCUCACUAUGUUGCCCAGGCUGGUCUUGAACCCCCCGGGCUCAAGCAAUCUGCCCACCUCAGCUUCCCAAAGUGCUGGGAUUACAGGCGUGAGCCACUGCACCUGGCCUGCAGUCUUGACAUGCUGUGAAAUACUGUCCUGUUUAAUUUCUAGCCAACAAUAUCAAAAAGAAUUCUCCUAAGAUGGAGAGCAGAUUUAGGAAGAGUUUUAGAAAGGUUCCAUCACCACCGACCUGCAACAGAGUGAGUAUCUGUGGCCCCUAGCAUCCUGAGCCAGCAGGGGAGGGUAUGGGGUGGGAUGUCUAUGACAAGUCUGCUGCAUGCAUUAGCUACUAUGCUACUGUGUCCCUGAGUGCUGGCAUGGGAGCCAGGUCUGGCAACUAUCCUGGCAUUGGCAGACGGGAGGAAGGAGGUCUCAUGAGCAGAUGGAGGCUUCUGCAGCAGUUCUCUCUGCAGGGCCCCUCUGUCAGAGUGUGUCAGCUUCCCCUGCCCUGGCCUUGACCCUGUCACAUCUUGGCCUCAGUUUCCUAAUGGUUUAUCACCUUUUUUUCUGAAGAUUGUCAUUGCAGUGGAAUAUAUUAAGUGCUAGGUGAGGUAACCGAUGAAGGAAGUUACUUGAAAGUGCUUCGGAAGAUGUCAAGAACUACACAAACUCAAGUCAUGAUUCUUAGUGUUUUCAUCAUAAAGGAGUACUACAGACGUCCCUGCCAGAUUGGGAGAUGUCUGAGAGUUCACCUACUCCAGUUCUUUCAUUUUGCAAAUGAGAAACGUGAGGCUUGGUGAAGUGAAGUGGUUUUCCAAGGCCACACAGAGCAAUUAAGCCAGCACUGGAGUCCUGAGACACAGCUAGCCGUUCACUGCACAUCCACAGUGAACACCGUGCUGUGCAGUGUACCACUUUACAUCCAUCCCACACAGCAAUCCUGUGGAAUACGAAUAUUAAUUCUAUAGAUGAGGAAACUGGCCAAGAAAGGUUUUUUAUUUUUGUAUUAUUUAUUUUAUUUUUUGAGACGGAGUCUUGCUCUGUCACCCAGGCUGGAAUACAGUGGCACGAUCUCGGCUCUCUGCAACCUCUGCCUCCCAGGUUCAAGUGAUUCUCCUGCCUCAACCUCCCAAGUAGCUAGGAUAACAGGUGCACGCCACCAUGCCUGGUUAAAAAUUUUUUGUAUUUUUAGUAGAGACAGGGUUUUACCAUGUUGGUCAGGCUGGUCUCAAACUCCUGACCUCAAGUUAUCCACCAGCCUCAGUCUCCCAAAGUUCUUGGAUUACAGGCAUGAGCCCCUGCGCCUGGUCUGUUUUUUUGUUUGUUUUGAGACAAAGGUCUCGCUGUGUCCCCUAGGCUGGAGUACAGUGGUGCGAUCUCUGUUCAUUGCAACCUGCACCUCCCAGGUUCAAGUGAUUCUCAUUCUUCAGCCUCCCGAGUAGCUGGGACUACAAGGCUCCCGCCACCAUGCCCAGCUAAUUUUUGUAUUUUUAGUAGAGAUGGGGUUUCACCAUGUUGGCCAGGCUGGUCUCCAACUCCUGACCUCAAAUGAUCCACCUGCCUCAGCCUCCCAAAGUGCU